UUUCAGGUUAUUCUUUACAGCUACUUUAGAAGCUCUGCAUCUUGGAGGGUCAGAAUAGGUACAUUUAAUUUAAAAUUAGAUCGAACUUCAUAAAACUUAUUUACCCCACAUAUGAAUAUUAAAUGAAAUGGAACACUUAAAAUUUAUAAUUUUGUGCACUUUAUCAAUGUGAGUUUCCUUGUUUAUGAUUAUACAUAUAAAAUAAUAUUAAAAGAUAAUGCACAAUAAAUUAGACAAGACUGAGUUAAGAGUUAAGAGGAAUCGUGAAAAAAAUGUUAUUUUUAAAGACAAUAUUUGAUAAUUUAGAUAAAAUAAAUUUAUUCACUGUUUAUUGUUUCCUAUUCCUUUUUUUAAAAAACUAGCUUUAGCUUUGAAAAAUAUAAAGUAUGAAUAUGUUGCUGUUCAUCUUGUCAAAGAUGGAGGACAACAGGUAAGGGACCUAACUCAAGUGACUUAUCAAUUUAAUAUUUAAUAUGAAAAAUAAGUUAAUAAUUUUUACAUUUAACUCACAUUUAUAAUGUUUUAAGUACAUUGUAUUUUUAAAAAAAACAUGGAAUAAAUUAACAUAUUUCCAUCAAGUAUUUGCAAAGACAUUGUUAUGUUUUUAUUUAAAACAAGUAACAUAAAUAUACAUAAUUACAAGUUCUCAAAAGUGUUGACUUUCUGCUUGCGAAAACACUCUCUGACUGCAGUGUCUCUGCGCAUGCGCGCUAUUUGACCUAGUCGGCUAUCGGGAUGGUUCCAGUCCGCUAGUCCACCAUAACACCUCCCCGAACAAUUACAAGUCCAGUAACAAUGGUGCUCAACGUUGUCUUUGCGAUCUCCUGGGAAUGACAUAGUCUGAAGGUUUUGACUGACGAGGGUUAAUCUUCUUCUUAGGUGGCCUUGGAGUUGCUGGAUGUGUAGACGGUUGAUGACUCAGGGCUUCCUGAGCUGUUGGAAAAGACUUCCUGUCAUUAUAUCCAAACCUGGUUCUGAAUCUUCUUCUGCUCCGUACCUGGGGCGAAGUUGGUCUAAAUGUCUCUUCCAUGUGGGACCAUUUGGAUAAAUCUUCACCUUGAAAAGACGUGGACCCAUAACUUGGAUGAUUUUACCGGGAGCCCAUCGUGGUUUAGAGUCUGUUGCUGUUCCAUAUACUCUGACGUAACAUGGAUCUCCCUUGUUAAAUGAUCAACUAGGACUUCUAUUUGUCCCAUUGAGGAUGGCUAUUUCUUUAAGAUGUUGUCCCCGUGCUCAAUGAGCAGGAGAGGGAACUAGGUGAUAAUCCACUAGCCAAUGGUGUCCUAUGAUACUGACAUAGAAAGUCUUUUAGAGAUUCCUUUAGAGGUAAUGAGGAUUUCUAUAUUGAUCUCUUGAAACUUUGAAUCAGUCAUUCGGGCGCUCCAUUUGUACCAGGAUAAUAGGGAGCAUCUGUGAGAUGUACGAUACCCCUCUCUUUACACCAAUGCUGAAAUUCUUCCGAGAUGAAGCUAGUAGCAUUGUCACUGACUAUGGGGUGUGGAUAGCCGAAAUGAGCAAAAUCUUCUUCCAGAAGAUCAAUGGUGGCUUUGGUCGAUGUAGAUGUUGUCCUGUGGAUACACGGAUACUUUGAAUAAGCAUCUAUCAUCACCAACCAAUGUGAUCCUUUAAAGUUAAUGGCAUGGUCGAUAUGUACUCGACUCAUUGGUUUUUCUGUCAACAUCCAUGGGUGGAUAUUUGCUUUGUUUGGGUCUCUGGCAUGUUCUGCACAUGCCUGGCAUGUUUGACCUAUCUCCAUGAUUUGAGUAUCAAGUCCGGGCCAAUAUACAGACGAUCUUGCUAACUGUUUCAUUCGCUCAAUUCCAAAAUGUCCUGUAUGCAUGAUUUGGAGAACCUGAGCUUGUAGUAUUUUUGGUACCACAAUUCUUGAACCAUAAAGCAGACAAUUCGACUCCACGGAGAGUGAGUCUUGAAUAUUUUUAAAAGCUGCAAUAUUAGCUGCAUCCUUUUUCAAGUGCCCUCUUGACAAUAUCUCAUAACUGUUGACACAGUAGAAUCUUUAAGUGACUCUUUAGCAAGGACUCCUGGGUCUGUUGGUCUGAUCUGUAAACUGAUUUGUUUGAUCAUACAUACAGAAUCCAAGUCUGCUUCACUUUCUUCACCAUCAAAAAUGUCAUCUGGCCCUGAGGCUAGACGACUAAGAGCAUCUGCAUUUGCAAUGUUGAGUUGACUUACGGAUUUGUUCAUCAGCUUUAGUCAAAGAUUUUUUAUUACCAAUGUGAUUUAUCUUUGUUUGAAACCGUGUGUCUAUUGACACCCUGAGGUUCUCUAUUGCGGUUCUUCCCAACAAAUUUAAGUUGUGGUUUUUCACUGCUACAAAUGACAGAUUUGUAGUUAUUUCCCCUGCCUCAGCAUGUAUCUCAACUCCUCCCAAAACAUUAAGUAGGUCACCAGACGCUGACUCGUACUUAACAGAUACUGGGCUCAAUGUUGGUUGUCCCAGCUUUCACCAAACAGAUUCAGACAUAAAAUUUUCUCCGGCUCUAGUGUCAAUUUCAAAUGCAAACCUCUUUCCUUCUAAAAUGAGUUCUUGAAUAAUGGGUGGGAUAGUUUUUAUUUGGUUUUGCCUUCUUAUUCUUUUUAGAUGAAUCGGUUCCAGAUGUCCUCUCUUGUGGCAAAAGUGCCAGAUCAUGUGUUUAUACUUGCAGAUAUUUCCUUUAUGGCCUGUACCUCCACACCUGCCACAAGUUCCACUUGGAAAAUCCUGUCUUUGAGAUGGAGAAAAUUUCUCUGCUGUCUGAUGUUGCUCAUUUCUUUUUGUCUGAACUUUAUUGAUAGGAGUUUCAUCAUGGACUGUUUCUUUGGCACGUUUCGCUGCCACCUCUGUUUCAACAGCUAUUUCUACUGCCUGUCAAAUGACAGUUCCGUGUCCUUCAUCUGAAACAAAAUUUUCAAUACAGCCUCAUUCUUUACAGAGCAUAUGAAUCUUGUUCGUAAAGCUUCAUCUAGAGGAUUUGUGAUAUUACUAAACUCACAAGUGGCUGCAUCUUGUCUUAUCCUAGCUGCCAAUUCUUUGAUUGUCUCCCCUGGUUUCCUACUUGAAUCAGACCAAAAUGUGAAUCUUUCCCUGAUCACAAAUUUGGUAGGAUCAAACUGAUCCAUCAUCACCCCAUAUACUUCUUCCAUGCUUAAAUCAUUUAAGUUUUGUGGUGGUUCUUUUUGUUGUACGCAGGUUGACAACAGUUUAUGGAGUUCUGGCAUUUGGCUAGUUAAAAAAAUUUGUGCCUGCCUUUCCUUUGGCACAUUAUUUGCCAACACGAAGAUCACAUAUCUAGCGCAGUAGUCUGUGAAUGUUUCCUCGUUACUAUUGAAACUUGUAAACUUCAUAUUAGUAGCCGUAUGACCUGUUGCUAGUUUCAACAAUAACUCAUUCUGCUGAAUCAGUCUUUGGAUGAUGUCCAUUUGGGUCAGAUUUGACUCCGCCAUUGUGUGCAUCGGUAUACCUCUUCCGUCACUGGUGUGUGUAAGUCUAUCAGUCGGUUUUUCUGAGUUGUACUGAGUUUUAUAGUGAGGUAAUACUGACCAUCAUACUGUGUCGUUGAUACUGGCCACCAUUUGUUAUGUUUUUAUUUCAAACAAGUAAUAUAAACAUAAAUAUACAUAAUUACAAGUUCUCAAAAGUGUUGACUUUCUGCUUGCGUCCGGAACACACAGUCCAUUAACACACUCUCUGACUGUGUCAAGUGUUGUCGCCUUAACUGUUCCUUUUGGAAGCUUGUUCCAGUCCCUGAUUGUCUUUGGCAAGAAUGAGCAGUUCCUGUACUUUGUUCUUGCUGUUAUGAGCCGGAACUGCCUGUCAUGGCCUUGUUGCUGUCUAAUGGGGGAGAGAGACGAGUUUCAAUUUAAUGCUGGAGCAGCGGACCAGCCCAUUUUUUAUCUUGUACAUCAUGGAGAUCCUGGAUAAUCGUCAUCAUUCCUCCAAAGGUGACCAGCCCAGUGUUUAUAGCCAACACUAGAGGUUCCUGUAGCAGUUCAGGACAAAGCGUGUUGCCCGUCUCUGGACUGCCUCCAACCUAUCGAUGCUCCUCUGGGUGAAUGGGUCUCAAACUGAAGAAGCAUAAUCUAAAAGCGGCCGGACAAAGGCUUUAUAGGCUUUUUCUUAGGGUCUUGUUUGCCUGGUUGCACAAAUUGUUAAAAUGCUUGUCCCAACGGACCUCUUCUCCAUGAGCACGGCAUGGCUGUUUUAAUAAGUUGAAUUUAAGUCUCAGUGUAAAAUUAAUUUAAAAAAUACUGUACAAAAAUUUUUUUAAUUAACCAUAAUACACCAUUGAUAAGGAUCUGGACUUGGAUCCAAAUACUAGACUACAAUACUGCUGCAUAUCUAAGACUUGAAGUGAAUCCACUCUGACCUCCUAUCAAAGCUUCUAGUUGUCUAUGUUUAUGAUUCAUCUGCCACACACAGUAAAUGCCAGCACGCUGUACAAAUAUACACAGCUCUUCCUUAAUAAAUAAUCUGUGCUACUAAUAAGUAUAAUAUAAAUAAAGCCACAUGUAACUCUAAAGACCUUAGUUACUUAUAGGACAUUCUCCACAAACUCAUUUAAUAUUCUUUUAUUACUCGCUUAACAAAAAAAAACUGUUCAUUGCAGACACAAUGUUCCUCUUCUUCCUAAAGUUCCUGAAAGUCAUGUAGAUUUAACAUACCCCUAACAUUCUCUCUCUCUCAUAUUAAGUUUUACGUCUGAUCACCCCAUUUGUCAUCGUGACGUGUUGCUUGAUAUUGUCCAUCAUCCAAUCAUAUUAUAUACCUCUGAAUAACACUCAGACUCACAGCUCAAGACCUGACGCAACGUACAUUCUUAAACACAGUGAUUCUCAUUACUUGACAACUAUUCUUUUAACAUCAAAGAGGUGCUUAUUAUAUUUCAGUGUACUGCGGACAUUUUAAUUAUCUUACUUUGUAAAUUAUUUAUUAUUUUAUAUUUAUAUUAUAGAACAAAGAAGAAUACAAGCGACUUAAUCCCAUGCAGCAAGUUCCAACCCUUGAAAUUGAUGGUCAUACUUUAACCCAGUCCGUAAGUUUUUUUAAAAUAAAGUUAAGGUUUAAUAUCUGAAGUCAAUUUACUUAAUUGUAAAAAAAAAAAAAAAAUAUCUUUUACUUUUAGUGAGUAAAUUCUUUUGAUUAAUUACCAUGCAUUUUCUAGAUCAGUUAUCUUUUAAUGGUUUUCCUUAUUAGUAUUACACAGACAGCCUACAAUUUACGAUGGGGUUAUGUUUCUUGCUAUUUUAGGUGUCAUAUUAGGCCGUCCUUAUCUUUUGUUUUUUAAGUAAAGCUCAUUAGUAAAAAUCAUAGGGCCACCAUUUUCUUUGCUUUAAAAAUUGUGUUCAGAUUAAAAUCCCAUAUUAAGUACAAUCUUUUGAAAUGGACCAAAAACUCUACUUACAGCUUCCCAUCAUUGAGUACUUAGAAGAGAGAAGUCCUGAGCCUCCACUUUUGCCUAAAGACAUAUUUGGUAGAGCCCAGGUAUUAUUGUUUACACUUACCAUUCAACUAUAAUGUUAUAUUAAUAACUAAAUUCCUCAAAUCUCUUUUAGUCUAUAAAAAAUCACCCAUGUCAUGUACAUAACAUUUCAAAGUGGAAGUCAAGUCUCUGAAGUCAGCAGAAUCAUUUAACUGGAGAAGUUUUUAACUUUUGUUCUUUCAGUAUAAAGACCAGUAUGCUGCCCCUAUUGUAAAUAAAACAUGUGCUUCUUUGUUUAUAGGUAAGAGCCAUCUCAGAGGUUGUCAAUAGUGGCAUUCAGCCACUCCAGAAUCUCUCAGUACUGGAGAAAAUUGGUGAUGGAAAAGAAGAAUGGGCAAAAUUUUUUUUAGAGAAAGGACUUAAAGGUAACUUUGAUCUAUGUAACAUUUAAAUCUAAGCGUUCUUAAUCCAGUUGAUUCUUUUAAGUUAACAUAUAUUUCUUUUUAUCUUUUUUUUUUCAGGCCUUUAAUAUAAACCUGAUAGAUCAAGUUAAAAGAUGCUAUAAUUAUAUUAUAAUGUAUUAACUGCGUAUUGUAUUAAUUAAAAUAGACCUACAGACUUGUAAUCACUGUUUCUUUCAGACAUCUCUCCAGAGAUGCACUCCCACCCCUCCCCCCUCAGAAAGUCAACUGCCCCCUCGGAGAAAAAUGUGUAAAACAAAAAUAUAUUUUAUAAAAAUAACUAAAUUGUCAUUUUUUAUAACAUUUUUAAAAAGAAUAGUUACUGGUACUUCGAACUGAUUACCUAUGACCUAUGAAAUAUAGAUAUGCUAGAUAUAUUUUUGAUUAUUCAUAUAUUUAAGGAUAAUCUUGUUAGAGGAUUACAGAAUUCGAUUAUAAAUAUCCUAUUGUUCCGAAAAUUGGCAGCUCCCAAUUUUAAGUCGGAGGCUUACUUCCUGUUGUUCGCAUAUAUCUGUAUUUUUAUUUAUUUAUUUUUUGCAGCUUCACAAGUUUAAGGACUGUAAUGACCCUCUAUUUUGACAAACAUCUCUUUUCAAAUUAUUUUUCAUCAUAAAAGCUUGGCUUUGAAACUAGGAAUGUAAUUAAUUAAUUACAUGAUGGCAUCAUGCUUUAACAAAAUAUAGUAAUUAGCAUAAUUUUAAAUGUACUUGAGCUGAAUAAAAUGAAAGCUUUAAAAAAUUAUUAUUUUAAUUAAAAAAUCCAUCAAUUAUUUUUCAUUUGUAAGAAUUUGUGUUUUCUUUCAAUGUGCUACUUUUGUAACACAUUUCCCUGAAUAACAGAGUUUUAAAAAAAUACUUAGCCUAUAUUUAUGAAAUUCUCUGUGUUUCUGUUUUUAAUAUUUAUUUAUUUAUUUAUUUAUUUUAGGCAUUUUUAUAUAGCGCUUACCUUAAAGCUCUAAGCGCUUUACAAUUAUUAAAAACAUGUAAACUAACUAAAAUAAAAAUGAGACAUUAGGAUAGUAACUACUAUACUAUAGAAACAAUUAAAAUUAAUAUCAGAAUAAUAAACAAUUUGCCCCACCUAUUUGCAUGGAUUUUUAAAAAUAAUUUUUUUUUAGAUGGGAAUCUAGUAGCAAGCUAAAAAAACAUGCCAAUCAAUGUGACAGUUCAGGUAUGAAUCUAAGCUAGUGCCAAAUGAUUACCCUUGGUCUCAUCCCAAUCGGAGUGAAUUCAGUAAUGUAUGGCACUGGGUGCCAUAAUGCCUCUCCUGGACGCUUGAAAAACUCCCUUCCCCGAUCAAACAGUCUAAUAGAAACACUGAAUUCAGGUAUACGCCAAAAUGCAUCUCUUGAUUUUCAAGGGAGGGAAUCCCCAGACCCUUCGAGAGCCAUCAGUGCCCUCAAUUUCUGCCCUACUUCCUGAAAAAAAAAUGACAGUAUAGCUGGCGCUGGUCACUAAUUUUGGUGCUGAUAGCACUGAUAGAUACACCGCCUAGUGGAGUAGCUAGUGUUAGUGCCACCCUGGGCGGGCCAAAAUUUAUGUUGCACUCCCUUUAACAGAACAUUGCAGUUUUCAUAAAAUGCCGCCGCUCCAUAUAAAAAAAAGUGACACCUUGGCGGACCACCCCAUCCGACCCCCUUGCAGAGGCAGAGCUAGAAUGUUUCGCUCUGGGGUGCAAGAUUCAUUUUUUACACCCCCUCCUCCCACAACUCUGAAACCCUUUAUUUUCAUCCAUUACAUACUAUCACACCCCCUUCGGCACCCCCCUAGUACGGAGCAUUUAGACAUUUGUCCCCACCCCACCCCUUAGCUAUGCCUCUAGUUUUAAAGCCCCCCCCCCCCCCCCCCAAAAUCUGAAAAACCCCCUCAUUGGAAAUUGUCUCAAAGAAACACUGUUUGUUAUAUUUGUCAUAGUUUUAAUUGCUAUUUUUUUGUUUUAGCCCUUGAAGCCAUGCUAGAGAACACAGCAGGCCAAUAUUGUUAUGGAGACAGUGUUACAAUGGCAGAUCUUUUCUUAGUUCCUCAGCUUUAUAAUGCAAAAAGGUAAACAUUUUAAUUACUGAUUGAUUGAUUUUAUUAAAAGAAUAUCUGGUAUUGUCCCCAAAUAUGGACAAAUAGCCAGGUGGAUUUGAAUUGUUAGUCCAACAAGAGAGGAAGGCUGAAAUAUACAUGGACACACGGGCUAGAGAUAGACAUAUCAAGUUUGGGUUUACACCUGGAACCAACUGGAAAAAAAUGCACAGGACAGAGACGAAUGAAAAACACUGGCAGACGAUCUAUGACCUGGGGGUGGGGGGGGGUGUAAAAGGCGUAAUUAAUUAAGUAAGACUGCUAUCCUUGGGAUAAAAGUAAGCCCUGAUUAAAAAUAGGUGUAGCUAUAGCAAUUUAGUUAUAUUUGACAUAAUAAAUAUAAGAAACAUUAAUAACACAGAAGACCAUUCAAUUUUUCAUAAGUUGCCUAUUCCCAAUAUAAUAUGAAGGGACUCAAAAUAAAGUGUACUUCUUACAAGAUGUCAAAAAAUUACCAUGGCUGUAGGGGGAAAUGAUUGGUGUACUUGUAGGUGCUGGACAAAAGGGGCGGCAGGAAGUUGUCUGCAAAGUUUAUGUUAAUACAUGGAAAACAUGAUAAUCUGGUCAUGAAUGGUUCAUUAAGUGGAAGCUUAAGUUAUAGGCUAGGGAAAAAUCUAAUGAAAGAUUUAAAGCAGGCCUGCACAACAUACGGCCCCCCAGUAUCCACUUGGCGGCCCGCAAAGUGACGAAAUAUUCUUUAUUAUUAUUAUUUUCUUAAUAGCUUUCGCUCCUGUCCUAUUAACUUUCGGCCUGCACAAGUUUUUCAUAAAGUAUUAUGGCCCGCCUUACAUUUUGAGUUGUGCAGGCCUGAUUCAAAGUAAUGCAUCUUUCUUUCUAGCAAAUAUUAAAUGACCCAGCAGUCCUUCUGUAUUGUUAGAUUGAUCGGUACAAUGAAUAGCAAAUCUAAAUUUGAUAGUUGAAAAUAAGUGGGUAGAGACAAGGAAAUGGAUGAUCAGGUUAAAUGAUGUAGUUGUGUCUGUGUUAUUAGAGACCAAGGGUAGUCAACAGUUCAUCAAGUUAUAGAGUUACCUUAGGAAUUUCUAUAUUUAGUCAUCAUUACAUAUUUUCUUUAAUAAAUUGCUGAGAUUUUUGUUCAAACCGGUUUAGUUUUGUAUCAUAUUGUAUGCUUUCCCUGUUAUCUUUAUGCCUGGAUAACAUUGGUCACUAUAUUCCCACGUCUACCUUUUUCCCCACAAACCUCAUUGUACAUCCAUUCAGUGACACAAGAGCACAAUGAAAAGAUAACUGUUUCUCAAUUAAAAUAAUAAAAUGUUUCCAUUCCACAUAUAAGUACAACAAUUUGAUUUCUUUGGAUUGUUAAUGUUACUCUAUUUUAUUCUUGCUGAGUUUGCAUUGUCUAUAGAAAAAGUGAGAGCAAUCGCACAUUAUUUUUAUGCUGAAUUAUUAUUUCUACAUCAUUUUGACAAUAAGUAAUAUUGAUCUUUUAAUCUCAAAUAAGAGCUUUCAAAAUUCCAACUGUGUUCUUAUUCAUCCUAAAAACCAAUGGAAAACAUUUUAAAGUAUUAGCCUGCAUAAAUGGGAUAACAAAUAAACUAGGUAAUUAAAAUUGAGGAUCUGUAUUUUCUACUAUUUUAUUUCAGGUUUAAGGUUGAUAUGACUGGUUACCCCAUCAUCAACAGAAUCCAUGAUGCCCUGGUCCAGUUACCAGCAUUCAAAGCAGCAGAUGCAUCUCAGCAACCUGAUACACCAGAGGAGAUGAAGAGCACUUAAUUAAAGAAGUGUUGUGAUUGUUGAUUCCCAACAUGUUAUUAUCAUUGUUUAAUUUUAUACCUCACUUACAGCCUUACUUGAUUACUCACCCAAAUUUUGAUGUUCUUGCUAAGUAAUGCUUGAUCAAAUAAUAUGUACCGGUAAUAUUGUAAUAUCGUAACAAAUUAAUUUUUAAUUUUAAGAUUUAUGUCAUAAUUAUAUUAUGAACCUGAGGGAAAGGUUGUUUCAAACAUUUAGACCAAUAUGUUCUGUUUCAGUCACACUUCCUUUUAUUUGUCAAACUUGUGGGCCUAAUUAAAUAAAUUUUAUUCAACUCAA
Molecule: messenger RNA, 9999 nt
Organism: Lymnaea stagnalis (great pond snail)
Lineage: Eukaryota; Metazoa; Mollusca; Gastropoda; Lymnaeidae
Source: the annotation of a GenBank genome assembly